Molecule: messenger RNA, 320 nt
Organism: Oncorhynchus gorbuscha (pink salmon)
Lineage: Eukaryota; Metazoa; Chordata; Actinopteri; Salmoniformes; Salmonidae
Product: retinol-binding protein 1-like
Exons: 3
Coding region: 62-313 (83 amino acids)
Biological process (GO): fatty acid transport
Cellular component (GO): nucleus; cytosol
Molecular function (GO): fatty acid binding
Source: RefSeq, a predicted model, not a curated record
UGCAUGGGGGCGAGUCGGCGGAUCAGCGGUGGAGGAAGGAAAAAAAUGUUGUAGGAAAAAAAUGAAAACUAAUGUAAAUGUUGCCAUUAGGAAAAUUGCCACUUUGUUGAAGCCCGACAAAAACAUCAGUCACGAUGGUGCCCACGUUGUCAUCAAGACCCUCAGUACAUUUAAGAACUACCACAUGGAUUUCCAUGUUGGCAAGGAGUUUGAGGAGGAUCUGUCAGGGGUCGAUGACAGAAAAUGCAUGACAACUAUCUCAUGGGAGGGGGACAAGCUGGUGUGUGUUCAGAACGGAGAGAAGGAGGGCUGAGGCUGGA